UGCUCUAGAAUCAUCACACCCAACUUUCAAAAGUGAACAGCGGAUGUCACUGUGUCUAUAUUCACGAUGGAUAUUGAUAAUAUGGCGGAGCAACAUACUCGGCUGAUAAGCACUCAGAAACAAACUUUACAGAGAGCCAAAGCGCGUCAGGGCCAGCGACCUCGCGUUCGAAAGUCCAGACAGGAUGCCUACGCAAAAUUCAUGCUUCCUCUCAUGCUAGGAACACCCAAAGAAGACGGCCAGAUGAUUCACUCGUCCUUUAUUCCCCCAGCUUAUCAUCCGUGCAGUACGCCGGUAGCCCAGUUACAGCGCAUCGUGAUUAGAGAGCUCCAGCUAGAGACACACCAUCGAGGCACGUAUCUCUUGCUACGGUCCAUCACACCGCCUCGUCGCAUGACCGCGAUUAUGGCACUCGUGGAGGAUGAAGAAGGCGAUGCCAUGAUGCUGCAGUUAUACCAACUAGAAGACGAGAGCACCCGUAAGGCAGCCGAUAUGGUCAGCGUUGGUACCAUCCUGUUGUUGAAGGAGCCAUACUACAAGGUUAUGGCCGACGGCGAGUAUGGUCUCCGUGUUGAUCAUCUCUCAGAUGUGGCGUACCUUGAUAUGGAUGACACCAGAAUCCCGGAGGUGUGGCGGCCUCGAAUGAUGGGACUACAGCAAACAGCCGAGUCGUUGAAGAUCAGGGGUAAUCUGGCUAUGGGCGAAAAGAGAUAUUGGGAUGCGAGUACAGAGUAAGCGUACCACGUUAAGAGUAGAAUCGACGGCCGCAUAUCUGAACAUGUGGACAACUGUAGUGUGGU
Messenger RNA from Eremomyces bilateralis CBS 781.70, 800 nucleotides. RefSeq lists its product as uncharacterized. The record is from RefSeq and is a predicted model, not a curated record. The transcript has a single exon. Lineage: Eukaryota; Fungi; Ascomycota; Dothideomycetes; Eremomycetales; Eremomycetaceae. The coding region runs from base 67 to 735 and encodes 222 amino acids.